AUGAUACUUUGCUUCAGUGCAACGCAGCGCGUUGCGAGGGAAUGGGCUCGAACGGCGACAGGAGAAACGCAUUCAGACUCCAAAGGGGAGAGAUUAGCCCAAGCAUCAUUACGAAAUGAAUCAACUUUCCGGCAACAGGAAGGUUCUCGGGUGGAGCCCGGACUGAAGGAAGGUGAAGCGGCCACUAUGCUGCAGCGUGGGGGCUCGGUCGCUCGGAGCAGCAGUGCACCGGGCCGGCUCGGCCCUUGGUGCGGGGCCCAGCAGCAGCAGCAACAGCUCGCCCUGCAGCUACAGAAAAUCACCGGCCAGUACGAGAGCCCGGCCGCGGCGCCGCCUCCUGCAGCCCCCGGGGACAGCCGCUCUCCAAGCUCCGGCCAGGCGAGCGCCGCGACCCUGGGCAUCAUUGACACGGACCUCAUCGAUGAGGAAUCACUGACGAGCCUGGUGCUGGAGCUGGGCUUGGACCGAGUGGACGAGCUGCCGGAACUCUGGCUGGGGCACAACGAGUUUGAUUUCAGCUCCGAGGUGACGCCGGUCAGGUGGACCAAUCUGAUCCCAACCGAUUAAAACAGAUCGGAGCCCGAGUGGGAUGUGAGAACGAUUGGAAUCCACUGCCAGUAAACUUCCCGGACGAAUAGAGGCUACUCACUUAGGGGGCUGGCCUUUUUUGUUUUGCAAAGUCUGUACCAUCAUUUGAGAGAAUAGGCUUCCACAUUGACCGGGACACGCUGCCGCCUACAGAAUGCUGUUGAGGUUACUUCAUCUGUUUUUUUUUUCUCCCCUAAUCAAUCUGUUCAGAGACGUUAUUAGCCAUCUCUGGAGCAGAGAGACUUGAACCCGGGACACUCAGCCCAGGGGUAGGGACACUACCAUUCUGCUUCGAGAGGGCCCCCGUGAGGUUCACUUUACACAAUUGGGAUUUGUUAGAAGCACAAACCUGGUUUGACGUGCCUUAAAAGAAUGUCAACAACGUUCUCCUGUUUUCACCUGAAAACAGUUUAUCAGGGUCACAGACAUGCAGUAAACAUCACACCAAGAACACGCCACUCUUCUUAAUUUUGAAGGCACCUUGGUAUACUAAACUGGCCAGCAGGUUAUUCUUGUGUGAAACAAAAGAAAAAUGCCAGAUCACUUUGUUAGACAAGUUCCAGCAGAGGAUAUAUUUCAUUUGCCAGCCUGGGAGAUGCAAUGGUCCAAGGAAUGUGAUCAGUCCCUGCUCCCAUACAAUGCAUGACACACCUUUUAUUUAACUUGAACGCUGAAUCUGUCAUAAACAUGAUGUAGUUCCUACUAGUUUGGAAAAGCAGCUCAGUUACACCCAAAGGAGGAGACCUGCCCUGUCUUUCAGGUAUCCCUCACCUUAUCAGUGAGAAUAUAGUUAAAGUGGGUCCAGCUCCCUUCCAUGUUGAGUUGUUUUACAUGGUUCAUACUGUACAUACAUAUUUGUACAGCUAUUGCUACAGCAUAUUUUGUUAAUGAACGGGGUAACUGGUGCCUGUACUAAUAGUGCUAAAUUCCAAGGUCUAUUGGGAACACUUCACCAGUGAAGGGCGAAAUUCAUAUCUGACCUGGUGCCCCUUGUGGCCCCUUUCGGAAUGCCACUGGCAGAAUCAUGAGUAAAAUGCCAGCUACCUUCCCAUUUCUUAAAAUGGGUUAUGGUAGGAAAACCAGAAUUCCAGUAGGAGAAAACAUCUCAGUUAGAAAUUAUGUUAGAUCCAUCCUAAUAGCCAUUCAGAUCCAACUAGGUCAUUGAAAUAACGUAAUGAAGCACGGUCUGUUCCAUCACCCAGUCAGUCUCUGGAUGAAGGGCCAUACAGUGUUACCUUCACAGAGGAGGUGACAUCAGCCCAACCACACAUCAAAUCUUGUACUACACUUGCUGAAGCCUAGAAUAACCAUACAGUGACACUGAGGAUCAGAUUGCUUGUCAGUCCUUUUCGCCUUUGAAACAAAAUUGGGAUUGUCUACCACGAAACUCAAUGAAGAGAAAAAUCAAAACAUAUAAUUGUUAAGGAGAGUGGAAAGUAAAGAUGAAGAAAAUGAAAUUCUGUAAAAAGUGAACAAUGAACAUGAAUAACUGAGUGAGUUCAGUGUUAUCACACAGUUAGCCGGGUGCUGGAAAUUUAAAAUAACAUAUAAUUGCAUUCCAGCAGGUAGUUAGGACCUGGCAAGCACUGCCAGAAAAGAUAGUGGAGACAGAUUAAAUCACAGCGUUGCGAAGGGAACUGGAUAGGCACCUCACUAAGGAAAUAUUUUUGCAAGGCAACAAGGAGAGGGCUGGGGAGUGGGACUCAUUCAGUUGCUCUUGUAGAGCUGGCACAGAUUUAAUGGACUGAAUGCCCUCAUGUCUUUUAACCAUUCUAUAAUUCUUCCAAUUGAUUCAGUGCAAGACAAUAUAUAUAACAGAAAACAGUUUUCUAGAAAUACUCAGAAGAAUGCAUGAUGAGUGAAUUUGGAGAUUCAGAACAUGUAAUUCAGUCACUUGAGCAUGAUACCGUUGCAGUGGAAACACUUUCAGUUCUUCCCUCCAGUGGACCUUAAGAGCAAUCCUUUCCAAAUAAAGAUAUAAAGUUUCUAUUUCUAUUCCCAGUUUUACAUUUGAAUAUGUUCACCGUAAUUUAAUAAUAAAAGUAGAAAAUGUUGGAAAUACUCUGCAGGUCAGGCAGGCAUCACCUGUGUUGAGAAACAGACUUAUACUUUCAGAUCAUGGUAACUUUAAUCAAAACCAAUCUGUCAUAUGGUCUCCGAGCUAAAACAUGAAACCAAUUUCUCUCCACAGAUCCUGCCUGACACAAAAAGUAUUUCCAACAUUUUCUGUUUCUAUUUCAGAUUUCCAUCAUCUCCAAUCUUUUAAUUUUGUAUUAGUUUUUAAUUCACAGUAAUUUGGGCUUAAGUGACUGUACACAUAGCUCCACCUACUCUCCACUGUUGCUAUUCUGCAGGGAUUUAAAAUAGAUAUAGAGUGAGAAAAAAAAUGCAGAAAACGUGUCCUUGAUGUCCUGCAGAAUGAUUCUGAAAUUUCAAGAAAAUUCUGCAAAUUCUGAAGACUAGUUUACAACACAAUAUAGAUUUGUAAUGACCAUAUCAAAGGUGGAACAUUACUUUAUACAAUUUAAUGUUGUCAGCAAUAACCUUUUUAUAGGGUCAUUUGCAGUUGUACCACUAAUAUGCAUACUUGUUAAAUGCACAUACUAAAUAUAACCUGAAUGACCUAAAUCUGUGGUACUUUUCUCUUAUUCUGAAUGAAAUGUUGAAGAACUGUUUAAAAUGUUCCAAAAUUAUUCUACCAGCUCCAUUUCUUAAUAAAUAUAAAAUCUCUCUUAAAGAAUUUUUGUUUCUUUAUUCAUUCAUGGGAUGAGGGCAUUGCUGGCUAGGCAACCUUUAUUGCCCAUCCCUAAUUACUCAGAGGGCAGUUACGAGUCAACCAUAUUGCUGUGGGUCUGGAGUCACAUGUUGGCCAGACCAGGUUCAGGAUGGCUGUUUCCUCCCCCAAUGACAUUAGUGAACCAGAUGGGUUUUCCUGGCAAUUGAUUCACGAUCAUUAGACUGUUAAUUCCAGAUAUUAAUUGAAUUCAAAUUCCACCAUGUGCCAUGGUGGGAUUCAAUUCUGGGUCCCCAGAACAUUAUCUGAUUGUCUGGAUUAACAGUCCAGUGGUAAUACCGUGAGGCCAUUGCCUCCCCUUUGAAGUGUGUGAAGCAUCUCAUUGCACAGUGUUAACCAUAAGACGUGCAUUUUUAAGGGCAAUACUUCAUGAUUUUGACUGUGACUUUUGGAACAUACGUUGUCAUGGGAUAAGGGUAAUUCUGUAAGAAAAUAUACAAAAAUGUCCUUUUAGUUUACUAUUACUCUCUUUAUGGGAAGAAUUUCACUCUGAUAUGUAGGUGGGAAUGCAGUCCCACACUGACACCUCAUCCCAGAGCCAUUGUGGAAAAAGCAGGGUUCCAUACCCAAAAAGUGGUAGCUAGUUAAGUCUUUUGAAGGGCUAAUAAGAUCAUGGACCAGAGGCUGACUGGAAUUUUCAAAGGUUCCAGCAACGGGUCAAUAUUUACCAGAGCAUCAGGCAGCAACUGCUGACCCUCCCUGAACUCCUUGCUAGAACUGAGCCACAGCCCAUAAAGAGGAAGGUGUGCCCCUCCAUAAUCUUGGUUGAAUUGCCAUGGCCAUCUUCCAUUUAAGUUCUCUUAGAAAGUUAGUGUUGGUGGCCAGAAGGAUUUCAAGAGGACGGUGUUUUUUUCUCCCCUAUCUACAACUAUAAUCUGCAGUUCCUUGCAUGCUGGAUGGCCUCCUAUUGGUCUUCUAGCUGCAACAGCUAAACUACCUUCCUCAUUCCUGAGUGAGCCAGCACUCUGGCUGCUAAUUUGACCAGCAAGGCAAUAUUACUUUUGGGUGACUUCCUGACAUGAUGCAGGGCCGGGAUCUGCAUUUGAUCCCAAUCUGAUCCAAAGUGCAAAAUUCUGCUGUAGAUCUUUAUAUUUAUCUUUUCAUUUCCUUCUUUUUUAACUUUCAUCCUGUUUCUCACUUUCACUUCCUUUUUGCUACCUUAUCCGUCUCUCUGUUUUGGCUGCCUCCACAUUUUGUUUUACUUAUUUUACUUACUUUGAUGUAUAUCAGCAAGGUUUAUCUCACUGUCACUAUGCUUUUUUUUUAAGAACAACCUUUAUGAUAAUUUUAAUGCCUCAAUACAUUUAAAAUAUCAACUCCCAUUACCCCUUAAGAAUUUUGCCGUAGAAGGUAGGAUGCUGGUUGAUAUUCAUAAAAUCUCACUCUGCAAACUGUGAUGAAUUCUCCUUUUGUUACAUGCAACUUAAGCCAGUAGCCAGCAUUCUAUGAUAGUGAUAACAUUUCUCUUGAAAUACUUCUGUCCACCAACCCAGUAACGUUUUAAGAGAACUGAAAUGAUAACAAAGAAGUCCAAGGUUGCGUCAAAAGUGAGGAAUUGUGGUUUCCCAAAAAUCCUAAAGAACACAGUCCCAGGAAAGGAAGACAAACCACCUGAACAUCAAAAAUCAUUGAGGUUGUCCACGUGGAGUGAUUUUUGAGGCAAAAGUAAUAUUGCCUUACUGGUCAAAUUAGUAGCCAGAGCGCUGGCUCACCCGGGAACGAGGAAGGUAGUUUAGCUGUUGCAGAGUCAUCAAAAGUGAAGAAUCAUAAUCCCAUUAAUUGUGAAGUCAAAAUUAGAUUCUGUGACCCGCAAUGUCACUAGCAAGGGUGGAUGAGACAAAAUUGCUGAGACCUCCAUGCGACCUGUUCAUUAUAUUUGCAAUUUGAUGCAUUCUAUGGAUGUUCAACCAUCAUUUGCUUGUUACUCAUAUUUGCCUCAUGUUUAAGUUUGUAAUGUUAGAAGAUGAUGUAUCUGUGCACAGUAUAAAGCUUUUUUUGGCUGUAA
Stegostoma tigrinum is the source of this 5387-nucleotide messenger RNA. It is a transcript of the gene cited1, whose product is annotated as Cbp/p300-interacting transactivator, with Glu/Asp-rich carboxy-terminal domain, 1. Gene Ontology annotation, biological process: regulation of DNA-templated transcription. The transcript has 2 exons. The record is from RefSeq and is a predicted model, not a curated record. Gene Ontology annotation, cellular component: nucleus. The coding region runs from base 1 to 567 and encodes 188 amino acids. Lineage: Eukaryota; Metazoa; Chordata; Chondrichthyes; Orectolobiformes; Stegostomatidae.